AAAUCAAAAUAUUUGAUAAUCUUUUUUUAUUUUAAAAUGGUAAGUCAAGUAUUUUGUUUCCUUGCCAUAAACAGGUUAAUGCUUUCACUAAACCUUGAAUUGCCUGAAUCUCAUUGAUUUAGUUGUGGUUUAGAAAAAUAGUUUUUUGAGGUUGGUUAAUAUGAUGUAGAAAUAUAGUUUUGCUAUUUAUACAUCAGUUAUGAUGUAUAAAUAUAGUUUUUUGGUGCCAGUUAUGAUGUAUAAAUAUUGUUUUGAAAUGCCAGUUAUAAUGCAUAAAAUUGUUUUAAUUUUAGAUUAAUUAAUUAUUGAUUCUUAUUUGGUUUCUCAGUCAUGAUAAAUAAUCAACAGUGCUCUAUUGGAAUAAAUCUAGAAAGUGAAUGUCAUCUCACAACAUAUACACCGUUGCUUGGAAUCGAAUAUUUUGAAGAUAUUCCUGAUUAUGAAAGAGAAAUAUUAAUGUGGAGGACUGGGCUAUCAAUAAUCAAUGUUAAAUCAACAACUUGCCUCCAUCAUAAACAUGUUUAUUUGAAGCGUUAUGCAACUAAACUAACACGUUGCUGCAACCCAUUUAAUAUCCAUAACAAAGUUAAAAAAGGCAGUCUUCGUGAAAUCAACUUGGAUACAGCAAAAUCUCUAUGCAGUAAAGGCAAAUUUGUAGUACCAGGUGAAAAGCUUUGUCCACAAUGCAGACAUAAAUUAGCAUCAAGUGAACAACCAGAAGAAAUUGAAUUAGAGGAAAAAUUCAUUGAAGAUGAUAUGGAGAAAGAAAUUAUGCUAGAAUCAGCAAGAUCAUUGCUCAACAAUACCUUAUGUGAACUUGAAGUGUCUCCUCUAAAAGUUUUAAAUUUACCUAAAACCUCUAACAAGUCUUCACUUGAAAGAGAAAGAUAA
Messenger RNA from Hydra vulgaris (swiftwater hydra), 891 nucleotides. RefSeq names its product ARL14 effector protein-like. The record is from RefSeq and is a predicted model, not a curated record. Lineage: Eukaryota; Metazoa; Cnidaria; Hydrozoa; Anthoathecata; Hydridae.